CAAUAACCUCUGACAUUCAUAUAAAUGUAAGAUAAUAUCUUUCUCCUUCUUGCAUCUCCUGCUACAAAACACAAUAAAGCAUAAUUUUCAGAAAAAGAAAAGGGUAUCAGACAUGGCUCAUCCUGAAGAACUGGAAGCUCUCUCCAAGGCUUUCUCAGGACUUGGAGUUGAUGAGAAUUCACUAAUCUCAAUUCUUGGAAAAUCACAUCCUGAGCAUAGAAGAACAUUUAGAAAAGGAACUCCUCACUUGUUCAUUGAAGAUGAACGUUCUUUUGAACGAUGGGAUAGUCACCGUAUGAAUCUUCUCAGGCAUGAAUUUGUUCGGUUUGAGAAUGCACUGGUUUUAUGGGCCAUGCAUCCAUGGGAAAGAGAUGCUCGCUUGAUAUAUGAGUCCUUGAAGGAAGGUCCACAGUCCUAUGGUGUUAUUGUAGAGAUUGCAUGCACCAGAUCAUCUGAAGAUCUUUUGGGAGCAAGAAAAGCUUAUCAUUCCCUGUUUGAUCACUCCAUUGAAGAACAUGUUGCUGCUCAUGUCACUACCAGUGAGCGUAAGCUUUUAGUAGCACUAGUGAGUGCAUAUAGGUACGAAGGGCCAAUGGUUAAGGAAGAAACUGCAAAAUUUGAAGCUAAAAUAUUUGCUAAUGGAAUUAAAAAUGGUGACAAGAAGAACCCAAUGGAGGAUGAAGAGGUGAUUAGAAUAUUAUCAACAAGAAGCAAGCUCCAUAUCCAGGCAAUUUACAGACACUACAAGGAAGUUUCUGGCAAAAGCAUCAAUGAGGCUCUUGAAGGUGCUGACUUGAUCUUAAAGGAGACAAUUGAAUGCUUAUGUACUCCUCAGGCAUAUUUCUGCAAGGUUGUGGAUGAGGCAAUGAGAAAUGAUGCUGAUCAUCAAACCAAAAUGGGACUAACAAGAGUAAUUGUAAGCAGAGCAGAUGUGGAUUUGAAGGAGAUUGACGAAGACUACAACAAACUAUAUGGAAUUGCUCUAUCCAAGAAAAUUAACGAAACUGCAAAUGGAAACUACAGGGAUUUCUUGCUUGCCCUGAUAACAAGAGAGAACUAAUUAUUUUUAUGAAAUUAUUAGAAUGUUGCUUGAAUCAAUAUGUUGUUUUCUUGAUAUUUAAUUUCUCUUGUGGAGUAUGUGAAUUGUGUUUAGAAAAAUAAGCAUUAAUAAAUUAUUUUUGGGAUAAAUUCUCCCCUGUCA
This is a messenger RNA of Jatropha curcas, 1201 nucleotides long. RefSeq names its product annexin 4 (gene ANNAT4). The record is from RefSeq and is a predicted model, not a curated record. Gene Ontology annotation, molecular function: calcium-dependent phospholipid binding; phosphatidylserine binding; calcium ion binding. Gene Ontology annotation, cellular component: plasma membrane; cytoplasm. Gene Ontology annotation, biological process: response to cold; response to salt stress; response to heat. NCBI's taxonomy places the organism in Eukaryota, Viridiplantae, Streptophyta, Magnoliopsida, Malpighiales, Euphorbiaceae.